AUGUCGUCCAGACUUCGAUCUAAGAAAACGCGUCUACGCAACUUGAUGACGUCUUUCAACGGUAUUUACCUGCUGAUGGAGCAGUAUGAUCCAGAGCAACAUUGGUGUGAGCUGGCUUCGCGGUUGGAGAAGCUGGAGCCGCUGUGGGAACAAAUCAAUGAAGCGAUGACGGAGACGGAGAUGGUCGACAGUGAGGAAGGUUCAUCGGAAGAACGGUAUGUUAAGGAACGAAUUGAAUUCCAGAAUAAAUUCUUUGCUGUGAAGGCAUUCCUGCAAAAUAAACUGCGAGAGUGUUCCGAUCGCAACGCCGCCCUGCCCCAGGUUCUUGAGUCCAGCGUAAUUACCAGUUCGCAUCCUCACCCUCAUGUAAAACUACCGAUGAUAAGUCUACCGAAAUUUUCCGGAAACAUUGAGGAGUGGUUAGCUUUCCGCGACCUCUACGUGUCAUUGAUCCACUUAUCUUCAGACCUUCCCGAAAUAGAGAAGUUUCAUUAUCUACGGAGUCAACUAGAAGGGGAAGCAUUGACACUGAUUUCAUCCCUCGCUAUAACCCAAGCGAACUACGAGGUCGCGUGGCAUUUAUUGGUAAAACGGUACUCAAAUAGUAAGUUGCUCAAGAAAAAGCAGGUCCAGAAACUUUUCGAGCUGCAUACGGUUAAAAGGGAAUCGGUCGUGGAACUUCAAAGGUUGGUUGAUGGAUUUGAAAAGGCGACUAAAGUGCUGGAUCAGGUGGUAGAGGCAGCAAAUUAUAAGGACCUAUUAUUGAUCCAUUUGCUUUGUUCACGUUUAGAUGACAAAACUCGACGCUGCUGGGAGGAAUAUUCUUCGUCAUUGGAAGAGGAGAGUGUUAAGGAUAUUGUGGAAUUCCUACAACGUCGGGUUCGGAUUCUGGAAUCACUCCCUUGUAAACAACCGGAAUCAUACCCACCGAUGGUCAGGAAGGUCCAAUCGUCAAAGCUUGCUAGUCAUAGCACCAUUCAAACUACCCCGAACAAAUGUUUUUCGUGUGCGGACUCGCAUCCUUUGUACAUCUGUCCUAAAUUCACCAGGCUCUCAGUUAGCGAGAGGGAAAAUUUACUUCGACAAAACUCACUGUGCAGAAACUGCUUUCGAAAAGGACAUCAGGCUCGUGAAUGCUCAUCGAAAUUCUCAUGUCGUCGAUGUAAACAGCGUCAUCAUACCUUGGUUUGCUAUAAACCGGAAGAUACACAUGGUAAUCAACAACCAAAUACCUCAAUCGAAUCAACCGUUCAGGGUGGCAGUUCCAAUACGGAAGACCAUAGAAUUAUCCAAUCUCAUACCAAUUCGGUAAUGGUUAGCAGUACCAUAAACAGGAAGGCGAAAAAAGUGCUUUUGGCGACAGCAAUCGUUAUGGUCGAGGACUAUUUUGGAAACCAAUUCCCGGGAAGAGCACUCCUAGAUUCUGGUUCAGAGUGUAACAUUAUUUCCGCUCAUCUUUCACAGAAACUACGUGUGAAACGAGUAAAAUCAAAUGUACAAAUAUCCGGUGUCGGACAAGUCUCAGCCAGUACAUCAGAGAAAAUUCAAGCUACAGUGAAAUCAAGGUUAACCGACUACAGAGAAACCAUGGAAUUUUAUGUUUUAUCCAGGGUAACUGAGGAUUUGCCAACCACCACCAUUGAUAUCAACUGUGAUUUACCGGUGAAUCUUUCUUCAGCUUUUUCCCAUCAAAGCAACGGAAAAUCACUGGGAAAUCACUUACCGACACUCAUUGAUUCGGUGUUUGGUUGGGUGGUCACUGGACGAUGUGGUUGGGAUAAUGGAAAGUCUCCUAUCGUUUGCCAACACUCGACGAUAUCGGAGUCACUGGAAAGACUGAUGCAACGAUUCUGGGAAUGCGAGAAUGAAGGUUCGCAAUCAAACUACUCUCUGGAGGAAUCCCAAUGUGAAGAGUAUUUUUUACGAACAGUGAAGCGAGGUCAGGAUGGUCGCUACACAGUUGGUUUGCCAAAAGCCACGGAAAAAUUUGCAAGGUUGGGUGAUACGAAGGUGACUGCACAUCGUCGUUUAAUGCUUCUGGAACGAAGACUAACCCGCGACAAUUUGAAGUUGGAGUACCAUACAUUUAUGUCCGAUUACAUGGAACGAGGACACAUGAGGAAGGUUUCAGAAACAUCAGUGGAACCUAUCACCACCUACUAUCUCCCACAUCACCCAGUGAUAAAAGACUCGAGCACGACUAUCCGCGACGAUUUACGAAGCAUCAUAAUGCGAAGUCGACUAUUCCCAAUUGUUUUAAUCGCCGGCAUCGAAAAGAUGUUUAGACAAAUUUGGAUGGCUUCAGAGGAUUUGUCUCUUCAAAGAGUUUUGUGGCGAUUCGAUCCCGAACAACCCGUCGACGUUUACGAGUUGCUAACCGUUACAUAUGGUACAAAAACAGCUCCCUUUUUAGCUACCCGCACCCUCAAGCAAUUGUCCAUAGAUGAGGCUGCAAACUUCCCGUCAGUAGUCGCUGGAAUACUUGCCAAGGACGUUUAUAUGGAUGACGUCAUUACGGGAGUGUAG
This is a messenger RNA of Toxorhynchites rutilus septentrionalis, 2526 nucleotides long. RefSeq lists its product as uncharacterized. The transcript has 3 exons. NCBI's taxonomy places the organism in Eukaryota, Metazoa, Arthropoda, Insecta, Diptera, Culicidae. The record is from RefSeq and is a predicted model, not a curated record. The coding region runs from base 1 to 2526 and encodes 841 amino acids. Gene Ontology annotation, molecular function: zinc ion binding; nucleic acid binding.